Brenthis ino (lesser marbled fritillary) is the source of this 2250-nucleotide messenger RNA. The record is from the annotation of a GenBank genome assembly. NCBI's taxonomy places the organism in Eukaryota, Metazoa, Arthropoda, Insecta, Lepidoptera, Nymphalidae.
AUGUUAGUACAAGACAUCGUGCAGCCAUUGUGUGUUCUUGAGUCAGAUUUUGGGUUCAAAAUAAAUUGUGCUUUCAAAAAGUCUGGAUUGUUCAGGGUGCGGAACCUUGGAGGAUUAAAAGCUCACGCUAGUUUAGGUUUCAGUCUCGGAGACGAGCUUGGAUUCGAGCAAUCUCUAACAAACCAGGAUCCUAGCAGAAGAAGAUCUGUUAGUGUUAAGAAUGGAGCGCCUAAUAUUCUCGUCGACACUGCUACUAGGCCAGGUGCUAAGCAAGAGAAACGUGCAAAACAAAACCGUAUCAUGAUGAGACCGAUGCCAACCAUAGGUCGUCCUAAUCCAGCGGCUAUGGAUAAACUCUCUUCUUUGCACAGAGUUUCUACCAUGCCUAAUCCUACCAUCGUAGACACUAAAUUCAAACCAGCAAUCACCAUGGCAAAACCUAUGCCAAUGGGUGUCCCUCCUUUCAAACCUCUUCCUCCAAAAGAAGAAACUCUGAAAGUCCUUCCACUUGCAUCGCAAGCGCAAUCCAAAGGAUACCCAAGUGAGAAAUCAUCCGACAACAUAUCACACAUGGUAUCACGCAUGACCGCUUCACAAUAUAACAAUCACCCAUCUAAGCUUAACCCAUUUGUUCCUAUGCCAUCUCAAGCCAUUUCCAUCAUACCAGCACCCGUUAUAAAACACACUAACCCCUCCAACCAAUUUUUAGAUACAAUCCCCCAUCAAGUGCACGAUUUAGCGGUUUACGGUAAUACGAAGAAGAAUGAUGAUUACAACACAAUAAGUGGUUACAGUGAUGACGUCACACUUCAGUUUAACAAGGAAGAUAUCAAUGCAAAGAUAGCAGAAAUAGCUAAAGCAGGGAACAUAUCAAUGGAGGCUGUUGAAGCAGCAAUAGCCUUAAGACAACAGCAAUUACUAAGCAAAUAUGCCAAUAUUCCCACAACAACUACAACGACCACUACAACAACUACUGAAUCGGUGUUCCAGUUAGAGCCAGAGCCAGAGAUUAUAGUGGCUCCAGUGCCACAAAAGCCACAAAAGCCAAAAAGAAACCCAACAUCAGGUAAAGUAAUGAACGCCCCACGAGAGUACUACCCAGUUGGCUAUGAGAAGAAUUUCGAUGAUCAUUUCCAAUCUAAAGUGGAUCUUCCAGACACCAGCUUCCAUUGUGGAGAUCAGAAGUACUUCCCAGGACUGUAUGGAGAUGAGAGCCUGGGUUGUAUGGUAUUCCACGUGUGCGCACUAACAGACGACGGUCUAGUUAUGAAAUCAUUCCUUUGUCCGGAAUCCACUCUGUUCGACCAAACGAUACUCAAAUGCAACUGGUGGUUCUACGUCGACUGUGCCAGCUCUUCCUCACUCUACGACACCAACAUACCCGUCUCGAAGAGCUACCAACUGAUGAAGGCUUUAACUUUCUUCUCGUCUUAUAAGAAAGCUGAGGAUGGCCAACCAUCAAACCCAGAAGACGUAGACGGUAUCAAAGAAGCCAUAACAAUACUAGAAAACCAAGAUUCAAAGCCAGCAGCAAGCGAGAACGUUCGCAUUGUUACACCAUCACCUAUAAUCGACGAAAGACAUAACACUAAUAAUAACAAUAACGACGAAAACAAUAGCUAUCCAAACAUGGCACCAGUAUACCGCGGCACAAGGGACUACAAUAAUGAAACAGAAAAAAGAAACACAAGAAGAAAUCCGAUCAAAACUAACGAUGAAUAUAAAUUAGUAAAAGUGGACGCAAAUAUAAACUUCAAUAAUACCAAAAGCAGUGAAAAAUCUGAUUCAUCUGAGAGAAAGAGACGGAGGAUGGUUUCAAGGAAUAACUAUUCUAAAACAAAACCUACAACCACUUCUAGUACUACUACUACUACAUCAACUACUACUCAAGAACCAUCAACAACAUCUGAAAUAAUAAAGCAAGAUAUACAACCUACAGGGAAUAUAAAACAAGAAAAACUAACAGAUCAACUAGAAAACUUAGACCAAAUCGACUCUUCAAUACUAAAAGAAGCUGAAAAUGCACCACCAGUCAGAAGAUUCUACCGUUCAAGCGCUGAAAGACAUGCAGAGAAGGAAAUAACUGUAAUAAAUAACGAGAAAGUUCAAAUAAUUCGACCUACACAAUUUUCGAAUGAACCAUCGCAAAAUACAGCAAAAUACGAUUCAAAACCAUACAGUUCGAGGUUUAAGAAAGAAGCUGUAUCUAUUGUUAUUCCAACAAAGUAUAGACGACCGAUUGAUAGAUCA